CAGACCAACCAAGCAAAACACUGAAGUGAUAAACCGCGCUGAGGAGACUUUACAAGACCAUUUAAAAGUGUACUGACACGCUGCAGUUUCUUAUAAUUGGACAUAGUUGAACUUGAGCUUUCGGAGGACUAACAGACACAAUGAUGAUGGAUCUUGAGAGUCAGUUUCUUGAAGAAGGAGCGCUGCCCUUACCACAGGUGAUGGUGUCGAGGAGGAAGGCCGGCUCCUCAAAGUCAGGCGUCUGGCGGGUGUGUGGGGUCCUGCUGGCUGUGGCCCUGUGUGCCGCCGCUGCUGUCUGCUUCACGCUCAACAAGUCUCAGAACAAUCAGGAAGGUGGAAAUGAGCUAAGGCUCACAUUAAGAGAUCAUCUUUCAAAAGAAAAUGUCACUUCCAAGGUUGCCAUCCAUUUAACAGGUGCAUAUGACCCUGACGUGUCUAAGGACAACCUAGACUGGAAACAGAACCAGGACCAGGCUUUUGUUUCAGGUGGCUUGGAAUUAGUGGACAGAGAGAUCAUCAUUCCUAACGACGGCAUUUACUUCGUCUACAGCCAGGUGUCUUUCCACAUCAGCUGCAAGAAUGACAUACCUGAGGACCACGACGUCGUGCAUAUGAGCCACGCAGUGUGGCGCUACUCUGAGUCCUACGGCAGCUACAAGCCGCUUUUCAGCGCGAUCCGCUCCGCCUGCGUGCAGGCGUCUGACACUGAAGAUCUGUGGUACAACACCAUUUACCUCGGUGCGGCCUUCAACCUGCGAGCUGGAGACAAACUGCGCACCGAAACCACCACAGAACUCCUGCCCCGCGUCGAAAACGAGAACGGAAAGACCUUCUUUGGGGUGUUUGCUUUAUGAUAUGCACUCUAAAAAUCCGUAAAAACAGGACACAAUGUACUGUACCUAUUUAUAUGAAGGAACUUUCUUUCUUUUCUUCAAAACUUGAAAUGUAAGGAAACAAUGGAAACCUGUGGGGAGGAAAGCAGUAGCCUAUGCUGAACUUCCAAUGCAAUGACACUGAUAAGACUGAAAUGACCCCUAGUCGAUGUUUUAUAUUAAAACAGGUCAAAAUCUAUAACUUUUAUGGAUCAGAUCCAGGGAUCCAGAUAUCAGUGGGGGAAAUCAUGGGCAUUUUCAGCUUGUGUCCAUGAAUGCUGAAUUAAAGCAAUCCAAGUUAUUUAUAUACUUAAAAUGAUGAGUAUUUAU
Messenger RNA from Sinocyclocheilus rhinocerous, 1202 nucleotides. Its product is annotated as tumor necrosis factor-like. The record is from RefSeq and is a predicted model, not a curated record. NCBI's taxonomy places the organism in Eukaryota, Metazoa, Chordata, Actinopteri, Cypriniformes, Cyprinidae. The coding region runs from base 141 to 854 and encodes 237 amino acids. Gene Ontology annotation, biological process: immune response. Gene Ontology annotation, molecular function: tumor necrosis factor receptor binding. The transcript is spliced from 4 exons. Gene Ontology annotation, cellular component: membrane.